CUCAACUGUUCGCAGUGUGAAUGUGCAGGUUCCAGUCAACAUGUUUCUUCUUGUGAGUGUUUUCUUCCUCCCAGCUGUUUUGGUUCAUUGUGCCGUUAAAGAAGCCCGUCUCUUCAUCACUGCACCGAAGAGUCUGGAAGCAGUGAAAGGAUCUUGUUUGAUGAUCCCGUGUCGCUUCAGACCUGCUUCAGAGGAAGAGUUUGACAACACAAGAAAAAUAGUUGCUGUGUGGAUUAAAGAUGAAUCAAAUUUUAAAGAUCAUCCAGAAAGAAUAGUUUUUAACAGCAUUAAUGCAGUUAACUACCCUGAUAUCAGCAUCAUUGGAGACCUGAAAGAAAGAAACUGCACCACCAAGUUUAACAGAUUCAAACUUUUAAAUACCACAAAGUUCUUCUUUAGAAUUGAGAAUGAAUCAUUCAAGACAACAGCUAUUUCAGAUCCUGUUCUAAUAAAACUGAAAGAUUCUCCUCCGAGGCCCAGAUUAGAAAUCUCAGGUGAUCUGAACGACCUGAAGGAGAAGGAGUCUGUCACGAUAACCUGCUCAGCUCUCACUCCCUGUCCACACUCCCCUCCUCAACUCACCUGGAGCCUCCAACAAGACGCUCACAGCCAAACUGAGGAAAACACAGAUGGAACCUUCAGCACUCAGAUCCAGAAGACCAUCACUCUGUCAGACACACAUGAUGGAGUCAACCUCAGCUGCUCUGCUGUGUAUCCUGUUGAUGGAGGAGAAGCUGUGAAAACACCUGAGACAGAGUUAACUCUCAGUGUUUCAUAUGCUCCUAAAGACACGACAGCCUCCAUCAGUCCAUCAGGGAGCUGGGUGAACCUGACCUGCUCCAGCAGAGCCAAACCUGCCGUCAGCAGCUUCACCUGGUUCAAGAACAGUGAGCAUGGAGCCAUCAGAGUGUCUGAAGGAGACUUUUACAGCUUCAAUGUGGCCGACAUAACAGAUCCAGCAAGUUUUUACUGUGUGGCUGAAAAUGCUCUGGGUAAUCAGACGUCAUCGUGGAUUCAUGUGAACAAAACAGGAAGCCUUGAUCUUUCGGUGAUCAUCAUUUCAGUGAGCAUCAGCUUUGUGUUCGUCUGCCUGGUUUUCUCUGUCUGGGGGUUUAAGAAGCGUCGACGCCCACAACAGACUCAGACUCAAACAGCAGAGUUUUCCAGCCACUUGGCGGCAGAUGAAGCAGAGAAGGACGUCAGCGGCGACAAAGGCCUUCAAUACGAACACGUCAGCUUCUCAAAGCGGAGAGAUGAAGCUUGGACAGUGUCAGCUCAGAACACCAGACAGCAGGAAGAGACCUUGUACACACAGGUCAAAGUUCACGAGCCAGAAAGCCACUCAAGUCAGGUCGCUGACGUGCCCGAGGAUCUCUACGUUAAAGUCAAGAGAAAAUGAGUGUUUCUUCAAGUCUUUUCUGUGACCUCAACCAUGUUACAAGUGUCAAAUCUGUACAUUUUUUUUUUAAAUCCUGGAAGAGAAGAAUGCUAAAGUUUUGUGACGUCAUUUUAUCACAAGCUUGAUGCAGUUAUUACAAACAAAAAUAUUUAUCCUUCACUACAGGGGUGUCAAACCCUGGAUCGGACAGGAGGCAGGGACCUCGUAGGAAUUCUCCAGUUCAAGUCAGCACUGCUCCAUGAGCUGUGGAUGGGUCGAGGCUGAAGGCUUUUGUUUGGUUAAUUGGUUUCUCAUAAACAUAUUGUCAUCAUUUUAACACCCAGUGAAAUACUGAAUGAGACAAAAUUUACAUAACCUUGUUCUUCGUUUGUUCAUUUGCUUCCAAAACGUUCAUCUCUUGAUCUUCACUCACCUCAUCAGCAGGUUCCAGGUCUAACCACCAAACAGGAAGAAGGCGGUUCUUCAUCCUUUCAUGGAGAAUUGAGUGGAGUGUACCAAGUGUGGCAGAGACUAGAGGGAACAGUGAUAUUGUUAAACAUUGUAAACUCUUUGAUUUUCCUGGAUUUCUGUUCGUUUAUGUCUCUGGUGAAACUGUAAGAUGGUGUUGAGUGGCUGUUGUGUGAAUUUGUAUUUUUGCUCCAUUGAUGGUCACAUGGGAGGGGCAACAGGGAAAUCAACAGGUCUCCUGCAUACAGAACCACACCUGAGGAAACAGAGCUAACCACUGCUCCACUGUGCCUCAACACACUUUGCAGUUUUAUGUUUAAAGUUCUUUUUUCCAUCAUUUAUUCCUGUUUGAAAACAGUGAUUGCUUUUCUGUCUUGUUUGAUAUUUCACAUUUUUUUCAAUUUAUUCUGU
Molecule: messenger RNA, 2257 nt
Organism: Salarias fasciatus (jewelled blenny)
Lineage: Eukaryota; Metazoa; Chordata; Actinopteri; Blenniiformes; Blenniidae
Product: B-cell receptor CD22-like
Exons: 7
Coding region: 41-1399 (452 amino acids)
Source: RefSeq, a predicted model, not a curated record